UUAUACUGUCAUUGGCAAGCUAUCACAUUUUUAUGACAUUUCGCAAUUCACUUGACAUUUGUGACAACCCUGUCGUUUGGGUGGCAGCCCGGUAAAAAUAGCGCGAAGUUUUUGUCUGUGCCGUAAAAAAAGAGGAGAACGCGGAAAAUUCGUGCAAAUAUGAGCGGCCGCAAGCACCGGGGCUCGGAAAACAUGGAAAAUCUGUGUCCUAUUACUAGAAAACGCUCAACCAACAAAUGCGGCCCAACACCCGCCGUUUCUGCCACGAAAUCUGGUCAUCACGAACUGCCUUCUUCGCCAUCAGCACUUACUUACGAAGCCCUGGAGGAGAUGGGCAUCGGCAUGCUGGACUCUGAAGAAAGCAGCUCCUCGGCCCUAUCAGCCAUUGCACUGGCGGUCAGUGCCACCAGCGAUGACAACUCCAAUGAGACAACACCCUACGUGAACGUUUCGCGCAUGUUGCACCAACAGCAGCAGCGCCUGAAUAUGAGCUCCACUGCAGACACUACUUUGGACAGUAGCUUGAACAAUACAACCGUCAUUGAUGAAGCGCAGCAGCGCCUUUUACGUCAAUCAGCCGAGAAACUGCAGGCCCUGACACAGGUAAAGCGCUCAGCCCUCGGGUCUGAGGCUGGAAGCAACUCCAAUUCGCCAAGCAAACGCUUGCGCAACCCCCUAGUGGCAGUCACAUGCAACAACCAAAGCGAAGCGGCGGCCCCUCUUAAUUUGCAACCCUCGACUAGUCGCCAAGCCCAACUGCGCCAAGCCAAGAAGCCUGUGGUUGUGCCUCCUCCGCAAACAGAUUGGCUGUGUCCCACCGAUAGCUUCUUCGUAUACCGCACGCCGGCUAUGAGCGCCCACAUCAGCAGUGGAAUCAACUACUUCGAAAGACUGUCGGAUGAGAUAGUACUAAAUAUUUUCAAAUGGUUGCCUAAAAAGACGCUUUUGCGCAUUUCUACCGUUUGCAAGCGAUUCAAUCGCUGCUCUCGCGACGAAACCUUGUGGACGCGCCUGGAUCUUGGCCUGCGCACACUGCGCCCAGGAGCCCUGGAGCAAAUAAUGAACCGUGGUGUGUUAGUCCUGCGUUUAGCGCAAGUUAGUAUUCAGGAACCGGCUUUUACGCCAUCAGCUGAUUUUAAUUUUAGACUACUAUAUUUGGACUUGAGUAUGGCGUCCAUUAGCAAAAGCUGUCUGCGCAUGUUCCUUUCGCAAUGUCGCCAACUAAAAAAGAUCAGCUUGGAAAAUAACGACCUGGACGAUGACAUAUGCGCCGAGCUCGCCCAGAAUAAAAAUCUGGAAGCUGUUAAUCUGACUAUGGCCUCCGGACUUACAGCGGGCGGCGUAAGGGUCUUAAUGCAGUCUCUUAACAACUUGAGUAGCCUGAACAUAUCUUGGACCGACCUAAGCGCAGAAGCUGUGACAGCUUUGGUCAGUAACAUCAGUCCCAAUGUUAUUCGUUUGAAUGUCGCAGGAUGCCGGCGCGUGCUUUUCGACUAUCAUGUUCUAAAUUUGCAAAGACGUUGCCCCCAACUCCUGGAACUUGACCUAUCCGACUGCAACAGCCUUACUCCAGCAGUCAUUCCGGCCAUUAUGCAAUUUAAAAUGCUGGAAUACCUAUCCGUUUCUCGAUGCUACCUUAUACCUGCUUCCAGGUUCAUAGAACUCAAAGAUAUGCCCUCUCUCACCUACUUGGACAUAUUUGGAAUGCUGUCAGACGCAGCAAUGGAAGUCCUUGAAAAACAAAUGCCAGAAAUGGGGAUCAACAAGUUCAUUCACAGCUCGGUAUCCCGUCCAACUGUGGGAACGCGUCGCACUUCAAUUUGGGGCCUGCGUACAAGAGACUAAAUUAAAUUUCACAUACAUUCUAACACUCAUAAUAAGAACUGCUGUAUUUUGCCUCCUAACGCAGUAAUUUAUU
Messenger RNA from Drosophila bipectinata, 1918 nucleotides. RefSeq names its product S-phase kinase-associated protein 2 (gene Skp2). Gene Ontology annotation, biological process: SCF-dependent proteasomal ubiquitin-dependent protein catabolic process. Gene Ontology annotation, molecular function: protein binding. Gene Ontology annotation, cellular component: SCF ubiquitin ligase complex. Lineage: Eukaryota; Metazoa; Arthropoda; Insecta; Diptera; Drosophilidae. The record is from RefSeq and is a predicted model, not a curated record.